Messenger RNA from Colletotrichum abscissum, 675 nucleotides. RefSeq lists its product as uncharacterized. The transcript has a single exon. Gene Ontology annotation, molecular function: protein binding. Bases 1 to 675 code for a protein of 224 amino acids. The record is from RefSeq and is a predicted model, not a curated record. Lineage: Eukaryota; Fungi; Ascomycota; Sordariomycetes; Glomerellales; Glomerellaceae.
AUGGCACUGCUUCUCGACAAGCGCGACGACGACAUCCAGAUCACCGAGGAAGUCGUCAAAGCUGCAGCUGGGAAUUUCAACAUUUUAAAGUUGAUGCUUGAUACUCGAAGCAGAGAGACUACCGCAGUGAUCACGCGAGAUACAUGUUUGGCAGCUGCGGCCUGUGGAAAUUUGAAAUCUCUUCGGGCGCUUUCAGACCAUCUCCCGCUAGACCUAGUUGAUCCUAUGUGGGAGUUAAUAGGCGUCUUCUACCGUUCUGCAGAAGAUGGCGACGUGAAUCGGAUCGAGCACCUUCUGAGCAUCAAUACUCCCCCAGACACCAAAGACACCUUUGGUCGAACGCCGCUAUGGGUUGCUGCAGAUUACGGCCAAGAAGAAGUGGUUCGACUGCUGGUAUCACGACCAGAAGUCGACGUGAACUCGCUGUCAGUUUCUGGGCAAUCGCCACUUUUCUGGCCUUCCGCGGAGGGUUACGAAAAUGUGGUCAGUCUACUUAUAUCUGCAGGGGCGAAGCCAGAUUUUGUCGACUGCGACGGGGAAACUGCCAUCUCGAUGGCAAGAAGAAAUGGGCAUGAACGAGUCGUCAGUCUUCUUCUCAACUCGCAGGAUAUUCCUACAUUAGCGACGUGCCUUGCCACCGCUGGGAAGCUCCGAUUCGCAGUCCGUAACGCGUAG